Molecule: messenger RNA, 2307 nt
Organism: Chelonoidis abingdonii (Abingdon island giant tortoise)
Lineage: Eukaryota; Metazoa; Chordata; Testudines; Testudinidae
Source: RefSeq, a predicted model, not a curated record
UAUUUUGACAAGUGCUUCCGACCUUGCCCGCUGCUCCAGGGAUUGCACCGCACAAGGAUUGUUUUUGGGGGGAUGGAGGCGAUUGCCAGUCAGAUGGGAACGGGGAGAGACUCAAGCUCCUCCCCGAAUUCAAAGCAAGAGCUGCAGCCCUACUCGGGCGCCAAUCCCCUCAAGCCCAACCAAGUGGGUGAGACCUCCCUGUACGGCGUGCCCAUAGUGUCCCUGGUCAUCGACGGGCAGGAGCGCCUGUGCCUGGCGCAGAUCUCCAACACCCUGCUCAAGAACUACAGCUACAAUGAGAUCCACAACCGGCGGGUGGCGCUGGGCAUCACCUGCGUGCAGUGCACCCCGGUGCAGCUGGAGAUCCUGCGGCGGGCCGGGGCCAUGCCCAUCUCGUCCCGACGCUGCGGCAUGAUCACCAAGCGGGAGGCGGAGCGGCUCUGCAAGUCCUUCCUGGGCGAGCACAAGCCGCCCAAGCUGCCGGAGAACUUCGCCUUCGACGUGGUGCACGAGUGCGCCUGGGGCUCGCGGGGCAGCUUCAUCCCGGCCCGCUACAACAGCUCCCGGGCCAAGUGCAUCAAGUGCUGCUACUGCAGCAUGUACUUCUCGCCCAACAAGUUCAUCUUCCACUCCCACCGCACGCCGGACUCCAAGUACACCCAGCCCGACGCCGCCAACUUCAACUCCUGGCGCCGCCACCUCAAGCUGAGCGACAAGACGGCCACGGACGAGCUGAGCCACGCCUGGGAGGAUGUCAAGGCCAUGUUCAACGGCGGCACCCGCAAGCGGACCUUCUCCCUGCACGGGGCUGCCGCCGCCGGAGCCUCCUCGGCCGCCAAGGCCGCCCUGCACCCGCCGCCGCCCGGCCGGAGCGAGCUGGCCACCGCGUGCCACGAAGAGCCUGCGCUGCAGCGGGCGAGGACGGGCCGCGACCGCGGGCAGCGAGCUGGCCGCGCGCUGGCCGGGCGCCGCGGCGGCCGGGCGCCCGGCCGGGCCUCGCCGCCGCCCGCUCUUCCGCACCCCUACGGCUUCCCUGCCGCCUUCGGGCUCUGCCCCAAGAAGCAGGAGACUACGCUGGGCGGAGCGGCGGAGCGAGCCGGCCGCCGCGGCCGCCGCCGACUCCGUCCGGGCCUCGGAGGCCGCCAGAGCGAGCUGGAGGGCUCGGAGCCGUCGGGGAGUGGGCGCAGCAGCGCCACCCCGCAGGAGGGCUCCGGGGCGGACGGCGAGCGCUGCUCCAGCGCCCUCUCCAGGGCGGCCGCCGAGGAGGAGCGGUCCGGGGACGAGGCGCUGCUGCCCCCGCUGCCCCUGCCCAGGAAGGGCAGCUACCUGUCCGCCUUCCGCCCCGUGGUGAAGGACGCGGAGAGCAUCGCCAAACUGUACGGCACCCGGGAGGCCUACGGGGGGGCGGGCCGGGGCGCGGCCGGCUACCUGUCCCCGGACUUCCUCAGCGAGGGCAGCUCCAGCUACCGCUCCCUCUCGCCGGGCGCCGACACGGCCGACGAGCCCGAGGUGGACGUGGAGUCUAACCGCUUCCCCGAGGACGAGGAGGAGGUGGCGGCGGCCGUCGAGGAGGCGGAGGAGCUGCAGCUGCUGCCCAGGGCCAAGGAGCCGCCGCGUCGGGCCGAGAAGAAAGGCGGCGAGCAGGGGCCAGAGGAGGGGAACCUGCCGCCGCCUGAGGGGAGCCCACAGAGGAGCAGCAGCAGAGGCGGCUACGAGGUCUACGCCCAGGAAAGAGAAGAUCAUCUGCAGGCUCUGAAGAACGCUGCUUCGUUGGGGCCUGCAACCACUUAUCUUUGCAACCCCGAGGCAAAUGAGCAAGAUAAGGACGACAAUCACUCGACAGCAGAGGAUUUAGAGAGCAGCAAAUCCUAUCAAGACCAAAGGAAUGUCUCGCAUCCAAGCCCUGUAAAUACCGACAGAGGUGAGGAAGGUCUCAGCAUUGACUUUAUGGGGACCCAACUAGUUGAAAAAGACAUUGAAAAUCUGGCAAGAGACGAGUUGCAAAAACUGCUCCUGGAGCAAGUGGAGCUUAGGAAGAAAUUAGAACGGGAAUUCCAAAGUCUGAAAGAUAAUUUCCAGGAUCAGAUGAAGAGGGAGCUGGCGUACAGGGAAGAGAUGGUCCAACAGCUUCAAAUUGUCAGAGAUACCCUGUGUAACGAACUGGACCAAGAGAGGAAAGCUCGCUACGCCAUCCAGCAGAAGUUAAAAGAGGCCCACGACGCGCUCCACCACUUCUCCUGCAAAAUGCUCACGCCUCGCCACUGCACGGGGAACUGCUCCUUCAAACCGCCCCUGCUGCCCCAGUGA